CGAACGUCAUUCUAUGACAUUUCGCCAUUCGCGAACCCAACCAAAUACCUCAACCCUCCAGAGUACCACAUCGCAUUUUUCCAUGCCACAUACUGCCAUGUCUCAAUCAGCUCUACAAACCCUCACACGCGCCAUUCCGGCGUUCCGAUCCAGUGCCCCGAAAGUUGCAAGACGCUGCCUUCACCAAAGAACGACCGCUAUCCCAUCCUCUUCUCUACAUUACAAAGUGCGAUCAUCGCCAUGGAGAUCAGCCAUACAACCAAACCGCGCCCCUCUUGGACGACGGACAAUGUUUAUACAGACUGUCCCCGAAGCAACGCCAAAUCCAGAUGCUCUCAAAUUCAAACCCAAUCAACGAGUCCUCCCCGAUUCGAUUUCGUCUCUCGAGUAUCUUACACCCCGCUCCACUCUCGCUCCUCCACAUCCUUCUCCACUCGCCGCCGCACUCCUCAAUAUCGACGGCGUAACAUCCGUCUUCUUCGGCGCGGACUACAUCACUAUAACAAAAGACAGCGCAACACCCUGGGCGCACGUUAAGCCGGAAGUAUUCGCCCUCAUCAGCGAGUACAUGACCUCGGGUCAGCCCAUCGUAAACACCGUCACAGAUUCAAACAACGAGCGUGGCCAAGAAGGAGCCGAAGUCGACUCACUCGCAUACGACGAGAACGACAGCGAAGUCAUUGGGAUGAUCAAAGAGCUACUCGAGACGCGAGUGCGGCCCGCUAUUCAGGAGGACGGUGGCGAUAUCGAUUUCCGAGGUUUCGUCGACGGCCAAGUUUUGCUGAAGCUGAGGGGCGCCUGCCGGACAUGCGAUAGCAGCACCGUGACGCUGAAGAACGGUAUCGAGAGCAUGCUGAUGCAUUACAUCGAGGAGGUCAAAGGUGUACAGCAGGUCAUGGAUCAGGAGGAGGAGAUUGCUAUUCAGGAAUUUGCCAAAUUCGAGGAGAAGUUGAGGGCACAGAAGGGAUCUAAUGCUGCGCCUUCUACGACUGGGAAGGAUAGCUUGGACUUUGCUCAGGGUUAG
Messenger RNA from Periconia digitata, 1024 nucleotides. The record is from the annotation of a GenBank genome assembly. Lineage: Eukaryota; Fungi; Ascomycota; Dothideomycetes; Pleosporales; Periconiaceae.